Molecule: messenger RNA, 441 nt
Organism: Acanthoscelides obtectus
Lineage: Eukaryota; Metazoa; Arthropoda; Insecta; Coleoptera; Chrysomelidae
Source: the annotation of a GenBank genome assembly
AAGCCCUUAUGUCCAAAUAAUCAGUUUCUGCUAAGUGCCGUUAUAUUUUUCGUAGUUAUUGAUUAUUUUAUAAGAUCUUUAUUGAGUUAAGUUUCACCUAACCUCACGUUUUAAAAAGAAUCAUGCCUCGCAAGGGCUUAACAUAUGGAAAAUGGAGCGAAGAAAACAUGAAGAAAGCAAUAAAACUGUACAAAACGGGAGAAUUUGGACUUAAUGCGAUCAGCAAGAGAUAUCAGAUUCCAAAGCCAACGUUCAAGAGGCAUUUGUUAGGGACAAAUGUCAAAGCAAAGGAAGGACUGAAAUAACUAGGUAGGGUCCAAGUAUUCAGCACCGAAGUAGAGCAGGAGCUAGAAAAUCAAAUCCUGAAAAUGGAAGAAAUUUUCUUUGGACUCACCAUUCAAGAUAUUAGAACAGCUGCCUAUCAGUUUGCAGAGAAGAAUG